This is a messenger RNA of Pteronotus mesoamericanus, 3990 nucleotides long. It is a transcript of the gene PDE10A, whose product is annotated as phosphodiesterase 10A. Gene Ontology annotation, molecular function: protein binding; 3',5'-cGMP-stimulated cyclic-nucleotide phosphodiesterase activity. The transcript has 23 exons. Lineage: Eukaryota; Metazoa; Chordata; Mammalia; Chiroptera; Mormoopidae. The coding region runs from base 1 to 3186 and encodes 1061 amino acids. The record is from RefSeq and is a predicted model, not a curated record. Gene Ontology annotation, biological process: signal transduction; negative regulation of receptor guanylyl cyclase signaling pathway.
AUGGCCAGCCCCGAAGAGCCGCUCGCUCCCCGCCCCCAAGCCCCCCUGCCCGCGUCCGGGGAUCAGCCCAGCUCCGGCCACGGCAAACUCCGCCCGGAGCCCCGGCGCAACGCAGCCGGCGGGGGGAGCGCGGCGGGCCCGGGCCCGGCCCCCGAGCGGCCUGGCCGUGGCCGGGCCGAGCGCGCCGCGCCCUCGCGCCCGCCCCCCUCCUGCGCAGGCCGCGCCAACACCGCGGGGGGCCCCGGCGCCCAGACUGCGCGCGGCAGCAGCGGCGGCGGCGGCUGGGUCCCGGCCCGCGCUCUCUUCGCGCUCGCCUUCUCCUCCCCUGUCCCCUCCCCCUCUCCAUCUUCCUUUUACUUCUGGCCGCCGCCCCCGCUGCCCCCUCCUUCUCUGGUCCCCUCCUCAUCUGCCUUCCACCUCCCCGUGCGGCUCCCAGGAAGGCAGGGCGCAGCGGCGGCGGCGGCUCGAGGAGGCGGCGGCGAUGCUGGCGGCGGCGGCGGAGGACAAGAGGCGGCUCCCUUGAGCGUCCCUCCCAGCACGAGUCCCCGCGGCGGCGGUGGCAGCGCCGGCGGGCGGCGGCGGCUCUUCCUCUCCCCUGCGCUCCUGGGUUGGCUGCUUCCAGCCCGCGCCGGGCCCCGGCCGCCGCCGCCGCCCCGGCUCCCUCUCGGCCCGGCUGCCCGCCGCGCGGGCUCCGCUGGCUUUCCGGGCGCCGGCGUGGACGGAGGCGGCCGGACCCCGCGGCGGCCCCGAGGCACCGGCUUCGCCCUCGCCGCCGCGGCCCCGCUGCUCUUCGGCUCCGACAUGGAAGAUGGACCUUCUAAUAAUACGAGCUGCUUCCGAAGGUUGACGGAGUGUUUCCUGAGCCCCAGUUUGACAGAUGAAAAAGUGAAGGCCUAUCUUUCUCUUCACCCCCAGGUAUUAGAUGAAUUUGUUUCUGAAAGUGUUAGCGCAGAGACAGUGGAGAAGUGGCUCAAGCGGAAGAACAGCAAACCCGAAGAUGAAUCGGCUCCUAAGGAAGUCAGCAGGUACCAGGACACGAACAUGCAGGGCGUCGUGUACGAGCUGAACAGCUACAUAGAGCAGCGGCUGGACGCAGGUGGCGACAACCAGCUGCUCCUGUACGAGCUCAGCAGCGUCAUCAAGAUAGCCACCAAAGCCGAUGGAUUCGCACUGUACUUCCUUGGAGAGUGCAAUAAUAGCCUGUGCGUGUUCACCCCGCCUGGAAUCAAGGAGGGGCGACCCCGGCUCGUCCCCGCGGGGCCCAUCGCCCAGGGCACCACCACCUCCGCCUACGUGGCCAAGUCCCGGAAGACGUUGCUGGUGGAAGACAUCCUCGGGGAUGAACGCUUUCCACGAGGCACUGGGCUGGAGUCAGGGACGCGGAUCCAGUCGGUCCUCUGUUUGCCCAUCGUCACCGCGAUCGGCGACCUCAUCGGCAUCCUGGAGCUGCACCGGCACUGGGGCAAAGAGGCCUUCUGCCUGAGCCACCAGGAGGUUGCAACAGCGAACCUCGCCUGGGCUUCCGUCGCAAUCCAUCAGGUGCAGGUGUGCCGGGGUCUGGCCAAGCAGACCGAGCUGAACGACUUCCUGCUCGACGUCUCAAAGACAUAUUUUGAUAACAUAGUCGCAAUAGAUUCUCUACUUGAACACAUAAUGAUAUAUGCAAAAAACCUGGUGAAUGCGGACCGCUGCGCGCUUUUCCAGGUGGACCACAAGAACAAGGAGCUGUAUUCGGACCUUUUUGAUAUCGGAGAGGAAAAGGAAGGAAAGCCCGUCUUCAAGAAGACCAAGGAGAUCAGGUUUUCGAUUGAGAAAGGGAUCGCCGGGCAAGUAGCAAGAACGGGGGAAGUGCUGAACAUUCCAGAUGCCUAUGCCGACCCGCGCUUUAACAGGGAGGUGGACCUCUACACGGGCUACACGACCCGGAACAUCCUCUGCAUGCCCAUCGUCAGCCGCGGCAGCGUCAUCGGCGUGGUGCAGAUGGUGAACAAGAUCAGCGGCAGUGCCUUUUCCAAAACGGAUGAGAACAACUUCAAGAUGUUUGCCGUCUUCUGCGCUUUGGCCUUACACUGUGCCAACAUGUACCACCGGAUUCGCCACUCGGAGUGCAUCUACCGGGUCACCAUGGAGAAGCUGUCCUACCACAGCAUCUGCACGGCGGAGGAGUGGCAGGGCCUCAUGCGCUUCACGCUGCCCUCGCGGCUCUGCAAGGAGAUCGAGCUGUUCCACUUUGACAUCGGUCCUUUCGAAACCAUGUGGCCUGGCAUUUUUGUCUACAUGAUCCAUCGCUCCUGCGGGACAUCCUGCUUUGAGCUGGAAAAGCUGUGUCGCUUCAUCAUGUCGGUGAAGAAGAACUACCGGCGCGUCCCUUACCACAACUGGAAGCACGCGGUGACGGUGGCGCACUGCAUGUACGCCAUCCUCCAGAACAACCGCGGGCUCUUCACCGACCUGGAGCGCAAAGGGCUGCUGAUCGCCUGCCUGUGCCACGACCUGGACCACAGGGGCUUCAGCAACAGCUACCUGCAGAAGUUCGACCACCCGCUCGCCGCACUCUACUCCACGUCCACCAUGGAGCAGCACCACUUCUCCCAGACGGUGUCCAUCCUGCAGCUGGAAGGGCACAACAUCUUCUCCACCCUGAGCUCCAGCGAGUACGAACAGGUGCUUGAGAUCAUCCGCAAAGCCAUCAUCGCCACCGACCUCGCCCUGUACUUCGGGAACAGGAAGCAGCUGGAAGAGAUGUACCAGACCGGCUCGCUAAACCUUAAUAACCAGUCGCACAGGGACCGUGUCAUCGGCUUGAUGAUGACUGCCUGCGACCUUUGUUCUGUGACGAAGCUGUGGCCAGUCACAAAAUUGACAGCCAAUGACAUAUACGCAGAGUUCUGGGCUGAGGGCGACGAGAUGAAGAGGCUGGGGAUUCAGCCGAUCCCCAUGAUGGACAGGGACAAGAAGGACGAAGUCCCGCAGGGCCAGCUCGGCUUCUACAACGCGGUGGCCAUCCCCUGCUACAGCACCCUCACGCGGAUCUUCCCGCCCACGGAGCCCCUGCUCCGAGCCUGCAGGAACAACCUCAGCCAGUGGGAGAAGGUGAUCCGCGGGGAGGAGAGCGCGGUGUGGCUGUCCUCCCAGCCAGCGGCCCCCGGCACCUCGGAGACCCUGCCCGUCAAGAUCGAUGACUGACGGCCGCGCCGCGCCGCCUGCAGGCGCUCCUCCUGCUGCUCUGACUUUUCUUCCUUUUAUUUUCGUGGGGGAACCUACACCUGGAAAACAGGAUGCCCGCCUAGCCCAGAAGGUCACAUCGAGUAAAAUCCACCCCGCAGACGACUCCCUGCCCAUCUCGUCGGUGACGCGUCCCAGACAGCGGCCCAGCAGGGCCCCGGGGCCAGGCGGCAGCAUCCCCGGGCCUGCGCUGGGCUCCCGAGCUGGCCUUUGCCGGCGGGGCGACGCUGCCCAGCCGCGCGGGCAGGGACGAAGGCGGUCCCGGGGGUCCUUUCCACCGCGUCUCUCCAGGGCGGGUUUACCAUGGUACUAGGGUGAUGCUGGACUUGGGCUUUAACACCAGUGUUGCUUUGAUGUUGCUGGUUAUAAAUAGGAAUCUUUCCACGUUACUAUUGUGAACGUUCCUGUGUGGUCCACUUGUCAGUAGCGUGAACUGUAGCGGGCAGCCUCGGCACGGAGGUCCCCGAGGCGGCCGCCUGAGAGGCGUCGCUCCGCAAGCAGCGAAGGAGGACGGUCCCUGCCUCAGAGCCUGGCGGACUCGGACCGGCCGUCUCCGGGGGCUCUUCCGCAUGCACGCAGGGGCCCGGGGGAGCAGGCCGGACGCCGCGGGCCGUGAGCAGGCUCCCUGUCCCCGGAGAAGAGCCGCAGACGCGCACCGUGCGCGAUCGUGGAAGCCCCGCUAUCGAUUCAGAAGGUGUCAAAGAAUAUUUUUUUAAAAAUUUUCAUUACAGUCUUGGCAAAUUCACGAGUCAUUUGGCAUAAAGA